CUAAUUUCUUUAGACCCCAGAUUUUGUCUGUGUAUCAAAUGUGUUGUUUGUGUGUGUGUGUGUGUUUAUAGAACGAGUACAUGAAGGACAAUUUUCUAGUUAUGAUUGAGACAUGGCACAAGCCUGACCUCGGUGAACAGGACAAUGUUCAUAAGCUUGACCCUGAACAGUGGAAGAAGGUUGAGGUGGUACACAUUGACAUUGCUGACAGGUCUCAGCUCGACACUAAGGACUACAAACCAGACGAGGAUCCAGCCACCUUUAAAUCACAGAAGACUGGUAGAGGGCCAUUAGGACCUGACUGGAAGAAAGAACUUCCUCAGAAGACGGACUGCCCUCAUAUGUGUGCUUAUAAACUAGUCACUGUCAAGUUCAAGUGGUUUGGUCUGCAGAAUAAAGUGGAGAGCUUCAUUCACAAGCAAGAGAAGCGUCUGUUCACCAACUUCCACAGGCAGCUCUUCUGCUGGUUAGACCGAUGGAUCCAUCUGACCAUGGAGGACAUCCGCCGCAUGGAGGAGGAGACGCAGAAAGAACUCGAUAAUAUGCGAGAGAAGGAUCCAGUGAAAGGGAUGUCUGCCGCAGAUGAAUGAUGCAGCUGAUACUAUGUUGCAGCUGUUCGGUUGUCUC
Molecule: messenger RNA, 627 nt
Organism: Carassius carassius (crucian carp)
Lineage: Eukaryota; Metazoa; Chordata; Actinopteri; Cypriniformes; Cyprinidae
Product: phosphatidylinositol transfer protein alpha isoform-like
Exons: 7
Coding region: 81-590 (169 amino acids)
Biological process (GO): phospholipid transport
Cellular component (GO): cytoplasm
Molecular function (GO): phosphatidylinositol binding; phosphatidylcholine intramembrane carrier activity; phosphatidylinositol transfer activity
Source: RefSeq, a predicted model, not a curated record